CAGCUGCUGAUGCUCGGAAGGUAGAGUUGCUGUCCUGAAGGUAGUCAGUGGGUGGGAGCCCGAAGCGAAGCCGCAGCCAUGCGUGAGAUCGUGCAUAUCCAAGCCGGCCAAUGCGGGAACCAGAUCGGAGCCAAGUUCUGGGAGGUCAUCAGCGACGAGCAUGGCAUUGACCCCACCGGCAGCUACCACGGAGACAGUGACCUGCAGCUGGAGAGGAUCAACGUCUACUACAAUGAAGCGGCUGGAAAUAAGUAUGUUCCCCGUGCAAUCCUCGUUGACCUGGAGCCGGGCACAAUGGACUCAGUCAGGUCUGGACCUUUCGGACAGAUCUUUAGACCUGAUAACUUUGUCUUUGGCCAGAGUGGUGCUGGGAACAACUGGGCCAAGGGCCACUACACAGAGGGAGCAGAGCUAGUGGACUCUGUGCUGGAUGUAGUAAGGAAGGAGUCUGAAAGCUGCGAUUGCUUGCAGGGCUUCCAACUCACCCACUCGUUGGGUGGUGGCACUGGAUCUGGCAUGGGAACGCUUCUCAUCAGCAAGAUUAGGGAGGAAUAUCCUGAUAGGAUCAUGAACACCUUCAGUGUAAUGCCAUCACCAAAGGUCUCAGACACAGUGGUUGAGCCAUACAACGCCACCCUCUCUGUCCACCAGCUGGUGGAGAACACGGAUGAAACCUACUCUAUUGACAAUGAGGCUCUAUAUGACAUCUGCUUCCGCACACUGAAACUCACAACUCCAACCUACGGGGAUCUCAACCACUUGGUGUCUGCCACCAUGAGUGGUGUGACCACCUGCCUCCGGUUCCCUGGCCAACUGAAUGCAGACCUUCGCAAGCUGGCGGUCAACAUGGUGCCUUUCCCUCGCCUGCACUUCUUCAUGCCUGGCUUUGCUCCCUUGACGAGCCGUGGCAGCCAACAGUAUCGUGCCCUGACCGUCCCGGAGCUGACUCAGCAGAUGUUUGAUUCCAAAAACAUGAUGGCGGCCUGUGACCCCCGCCACGGCCGAUACCUGACGGUGGCAGCCAUCUUCCGGGGCAGAAUGUCCAUGAAGGAGGUGGAUGAGCAGAUGCUGAACGUCCAGAACAAGAACAGCAGCUACUUUGUGGAAUGGAUUCCCAACAACGUGAAGACGGCGGUGUGUGACAUUCCACCCCGAGGCCUGAAGAUGUCUGCCACCUUCAUCGGCAACAGCACCGCCAUCCAGGAGCUGUUCAAGAGAAUCUCCGAGCAGUUCACAGCCAUGUUCCGGCGGAAGGCCUUCUUGCACUGGUACACCGGUGAAGGCAUGGAUGAGAUGGAGUUCACGGAAGCCGAGAGCAAUAUGAAUGACCUGGUGUCUGAGUACCAGCAAUAUCAAGAUGCUACAGCAGAUGAGCAAGGGGAGUUUGAGGAGGAAGGAGAGGAGGAUGAGGCUUAGAGGUUGAGUAGGGUUAGUCCAUAGGCAAGUGUCCAAGGUGAGAGCUGUUCAGCUGUACCAGUGCAUGCUUUUCCAGUUAUUCUUGGUGCUUUUCACUGUUGCCUCUGUCAGCAGUUUUUGUGACCCUGCUCUAUUACUUCAAUAUUUAUAAAUUGGCAAAAUUAUUUAAUUAGGGAGAUCCAAGUCAUACAAAUCCCAUUAAAAUUCAAGUGCUAUGAAGCUGAACUGUUCAUCAACUGUGCUGGUGGUAGGACCAGCUUUACAUUGUGUAUUGAAAUCUUAAGAAUAACUUGCUUCUAAGUUUAUGCAGCUAUAGGUUCUGCACCUCUAAUUGGUACUUAAGAUAAUUCUCAAGGAAAAUUACUGCAGGGAUUAAAGUUUUAUUAAAGAGAUGUUAAUAGUUUAUCUAAACCAAGGAGGAGAUUUAUUGAGUGCUGUACAAACAAAGCUUCUCUAGGUUUGUACUUUUUAGAUAUGUUGUAACUUGCAACUCCCAGAUUUUCCAGCCAGCACAGAUUUUUCUUUCCUGGAAACAGUUGGCGCUACAGCCCCAACACUUCUGGAGGGUGUUACAUUGGAGAAGACUUGUGUUCCCAUCAUUACUGACCAUUGAUCUUGAUUCCACUGGAAAGGCAGUAACCAAGAAAUACUGGCUUACAGAGCCCAAUUAGAGUAAGCAGAAAUCUUUUUUCUUCUACCCCAUGAAAUAAUUUUGCACAUGCUAAAGAAUAUUCUACACAAUUGCAGAGGCAUAUGGCAAACUUAUUUUGAUUACUUUUUCCUCAUCUUGUGUUAUCACAAUACACAAGGUAGAAAUGUGUAUAGUUGUGAUUAGAAUUCCAUGUGUAGCUUAGAACAUUUUAGUUGUGAUUUGAACUGAUCAUUUCCAACUGUUGGGAUUGGGCUCCUGAAAACAUGCAGGUAUUGCAACAACUGGAUUCUAAAACUAUUUUUUAAUAGAGGAGAGGAUUGUUAUCAUUGGCUUGUAUAGUUAGGAGCUUAUUCCCUCUUACUCUAAUAACUAAGAUGUAUUUUUUAAUAUUCAGAGUCAUUGUUCAAAAUCAAGUCUGCCAGCAUUUCUUAAAAAAAAUAACCCUUAAGACUGUUGGGCAGAAAUGGGCACAAUCGCAACUAGAACACUAGUAGAGCAGGCAUGAAUUCAAACAGCUGGUAUUGAGCAUGUUUUCUGUGGCACUGUCUUACGUUGGCUUUCUUUUGUGUGUUGUGUAAACUCAUCAAAGAUGUCUGCUGUACAAUUAAAUUCUACAAUGGCUUUUGUGUGGUGUUUAAUGUUGAGGACUCUGUAUCAAGGCAUGCAUUCUGGAUAACGGCUUCUGUUUGUGCUUUUCAAGAUGAAUCUGGGCAAUAAAGUAUUUAUUGAAACUUA
Candoia aspera is the source of this 2803-nucleotide messenger RNA. It is a transcript of the gene TUBB2A, whose product is annotated as tubulin beta 2A class IIa. Bases 79 to 1416 code for a protein of 445 amino acids. Gene Ontology annotation, cellular component: cytoplasm; microtubule. NCBI's taxonomy places the organism in Eukaryota, Metazoa, Chordata, Lepidosauria, Squamata, Candoiidae. Gene Ontology annotation, biological process: microtubule cytoskeleton organization; mitotic cell cycle. The transcript has 4 exons. The record is from RefSeq and is a predicted model, not a curated record. Gene Ontology annotation, molecular function: GTP binding; structural constituent of cytoskeleton; GTPase activity.